CACAAGCUAUUGGCGCGAGGGUCUGUCAUUGGUUUUGGAGGGAAAAGGCAGAAAUGGCGGAAGAUUACGAGCAGGACGCGGGGCAGGUGGAAGAAGAGUUCGCCGUCUGGAAGAAGAACACCCCUAUCCUCUACGAUCUCGUCGUUUCUCACCCACUUCAAUGGCCUUCUCUUACCGUCCACUGGGUCCCCUCCUCCCCCCAGCCCCAACCCCACUCUUCUUUCAACCUCCACAAGCUCCUCCUCGGUACUCACACUUCCGAAGGCGUCCCCAACUUUCUCAUGAUCGCCGAGGCUGCUCUCCCCGUCAACACAUCCGAUGCCGUCGCUAAUGUCGAUUCCGAGAAUCCUGCUACCCCUAGGAUAGAAAUCACUCAAAGAAUUGCCGUUGACGGCGAGGUGAACCGAGCGCGGUGCAUGCCGCAAAACCCGAAUGUUAUUGGCGCUAAAACUAGUAGUUCCGAGGUUUAUGUGUUCGAUUCUGGAAAACAGCUCGGGAAGCAGCGGGCGCUUGGCUGUGACCCUGAUUUGAGACUGAGGGGUCAUGGCAAAGAAGGAUAUGGUUUGUCUUGGAGCCCCUUUAAGCAAGGGCACCUUUUAAGUGGUUCCCAUGACCAUAAGAUUUGCUUGUGGGAUAUAUCAGCUUCCCUUCAAGAGAACGUGCUUGACGCAAUUCACAUUUAUGAGGCCCAUGAAACUGUGGUUGAAGAUGUAUCCUGGCAUAUGAAGAAUGAGAAUUUAUUUGGGUCUGUAGGAGAUGACUGUAAGUUGAUUAUUUGGGACUUGCGGACAAACCAAGCCCAGCAAUCAGUCAAAGCACAUGAUAGGGAGGUGAACUUUCUCUCUUUCAACCCAUUUAAUGAAUGGAUUCUGGCAACUGCAUCUUCAGACUCAACUGUUGGUCUCUUUGAUACACGAAAGUUGACAGUGCCACUUCAUGUACUAAGCAGUCACACAGAUGAGGUAUUUCAAGUAGAAUGGGAUCCUAAUCAUGAGACCGUGUUGGCAUCUUCUGGUGCUGAUAGAAGGCUAAUGGUGUGGGACCUUAACAGAGUUGGGGAUGAGCAGUUAGAAGGAGAUGGGGACGACGGGCCGCCUGAGCUUCUCUUCUCUCACGGAGGUCACAAAGGGAAAAUAUCAGACUUUUCGUGGAACAAAAAUCAGCCAUGGGUGAUCUCCAGUGUAGCUGAAGACAACUCUUUCCAGGUUUGGCAAAUGGCCGAGAGCAUUUACCAUGACGGUGAUGACGACGACAUGUGGACUGCUGAGGGCGAGAACUACGCAUAGACCUUGUUCAGAGGCAAUGAUCUGUAUUCUCGUUUUUACUUGUAUCCAAUUUGCAUUGUGCCCGACUUCUGUUGGCCAAAGGAAAAUUCAACGUGACCUGAUGAUCGUACUCAGUUGCAAUGGCCGUUGGCAGAAUUAUCUUGUUCA
This is a messenger RNA of Neltuma alba, 1433 nucleotides long. Its product is annotated as WD-40 repeat-containing protein MSI3. Gene Ontology annotation, molecular function: protein binding. Lineage: Eukaryota; Viridiplantae; Streptophyta; Magnoliopsida; Fabales; Fabaceae. The coding region runs from base 54 to 1286 and encodes 410 amino acids. The transcript has 6 exons. The record is from RefSeq and is a predicted model, not a curated record.